GUGUUUGGCACAGGAAAGACGUCCAUAUAUGGUCCAGACAGGUGUGAGACGUGAGACUGAAGUCAUUUACAGCUGUGCAGGGACACGACUGGACUGAGCUGCGGAGACACAGACGACGUCUGACACAGACAGAGGGACAGACGCAGUGUGUGAGACAGGCAGAGAGGGACAAACGACACUGAGGAAACAAUGCUGCAGUGGAGGCGAGAGACAGACGGCGAGGGACGGUGUAACAGGGCAGUGAUCGUGUCUGUGGGACGCUUUCACCCCGGGGUCGACCUCUGCAGGAGACCAGGGGCUGAAAAAGACGCCAAGAGACUCCACCGCACCCUGAGCAAACUGGGCUUCAGGGUGGACGUCCACAGUGACCUGAGUGGAGAGGACAUCUACCAGCUGUUUGACAGAGGUGACACACACACACCUGACGGUGAGCCAGUGUGGCUCUCCAGAGUCUUCUCCUGUUUCAACAACCAGCUCAUGGAGAAGAAGGCCAAACUCUUCCUCAUACAGGCGUGUCGAGGACACGAGCUGGACGACGGCGUGGAGGUGGAUUCAGUGAGUGACGCACACUCAAACAACUUCUCUACACAACUUCAUGUUCCUGUAGAUACAACUGUGAUGUACGCAACUACUGCAGGUCACGGGGCCUUCAUGCACCCUCUGGGUUCCGUGUUCCUGCAGACGUUCUGCUCUCUGCUGGAGAGCGAGGGGAACCGUGAGCUGGAGCUGCUGCGCCUGCUGACCCGCCUGUCCCACCGCGUGGCCUACACCUUCCAGGCCAAAGGUCACAUCCUGGGCGGGAAGAAGGCCAUGCCGUGCCUGGUGACCCGGAUGACCCGGGACAUCUUCCCGUUCGCCGACCCACAGAAGAAAGAUGGCAAGGGGGCGGGGCUUAUGGCCACGUCACUGGUCGACUCCGACAAAGGCAGGAAGAGAAGUCCGUCCAUCAGUUAGUGGGUGUGUCUGUGACUGUGAGGGGAGGGGCUUGAUGAUGAUGGUGUGUGUGUGUGUGUGUGUGUGUGUGUGUCCAGUCCCUGUGCUGUAAAUGAUAGUUAAGGUAAAAUUUAAGGUAAAGUUAUAGUUAUAGUUAAGGUUGAAUCAGUAAUAGUUAUAGUUAAGGUUAGAUCAGCAGUAGUUAUAGUUAAUGUUAGAUCAGUUGUUAUAGUUAAGGUUAGAUCAGUAAUAGUUAUAGUUAAGUUUAGAUCAGCAGUAGUUAUAGUUAAGGUUAGAUCAGCAGUAGUUAAGGUUAGAUCAGUAAUAGGGUUAGGGUUAGGGUUAGUUAAAGGGCUUUUUUAGGGUUGAGACCUGGUUUCAGGGUUCUCCAUUAUCACGUAACCAUUUACCACAGUUUGAGAACUGUUUGAUUAUUUCAUAAAUUAUUUAUUUUAAAC
Solea senegalensis (Senegalese sole) is the source of this 1391-nucleotide messenger RNA. RefSeq names its product caspase-7-like. Bases 190 to 954 code for a protein of 254 amino acids. Gene Ontology annotation, biological process: proteolysis. The record is from RefSeq and is a predicted model, not a curated record. The transcript is spliced from 5 exons. NCBI's taxonomy places the organism in Eukaryota, Metazoa, Chordata, Actinopteri, Pleuronectiformes, Soleidae. Gene Ontology annotation, molecular function: cysteine-type endopeptidase activity.